AUGGACGACACUCCGCCCCCGAAGAAGAAAUCGCGCUUCUUCAGUAAUGGUAAAAGCAAAGUCGGCAACCUCUUGCGUCCAUACAGAAAGCAGGCGGAAGCAGACGCCGAGAGCUCGGCAGGGCACAUCGAUGAUGCUCCUCAAUCUAAUGCCAAUGGUCUUCCUCCAUUAUCCACCGUUCAUACUCCCGCCAUCUCGCAGCUGACGAAUCCGGCUCAACGCCCCGUUGGUGUCGCGACAUCCGGCUCCGGUCUUUCGACGCCACUUCACACAACCUCCUCACAGUCCACACCACAAGGCUGCCUCCCCAAGAAAAACCCUCCAGCCGAUAGUCAACGCCAAGACAAAGGACAACGCAUUGUACCUCAGGCAUAUGUUACAGAGAGUGAAGCUGAGACGGACUUGGAUUCGGGUUCUGAAGACGACAAUCACGGAAGAAAGUUCGAUGAAAGCGACCAGGAGAAUGUCGAACCAGACACCAAUCCACAGUCGAACCCAGCUAUCUCCGAUGCGGAUCAAACCGCCUCGAGGCACAAGCGAAGAAACGCCAUCUACGGUGUCGACGCUCUCCUUCCACCAGGCUCGAAUACCCAUGAACAAUAUGCUGCUCAAAGCUCUAACACCAUCUUCGCUCCCAUUCCCCCAGGUCCUCUGGGAAACAGUUACACUUUUGGUGGUGUCCCUUCAAACCCCCAUGUCGCUCCAGCUGGAGGACAAUGCCCCUUCAACUUCCGUACCGCACAGAUUCUUUCCCCGCUAGGGGCCGUGGAACUAGCUACAGGCGAUAGCCUGCAGCACCCCCUUGGCUCCGGUCUAGCACGAAUGGCACAACAAAGUGUUCACCGUGAUACCGGUCCACUCCAGCAGCAAUCGCAAACACUACCAACAGGCCCCUGGAAUAAGGUCACAGCCUCUGGUGUAGAUGUGGACCGGGAUGAAUAUGGUCGCCGGCUGCGAAGCUUCCCUUCCCGUGUGCCACGUCCUCCAGCUCAUCACGGCAUCUAUGUGGCCUCUAGCAUUCCUUCUCACGUCUCAAACCCAGACUCCCUUGUUCCAGACCACAUUUACACGUCCCCUAAUCGGAUCGAACGCGCCCACCAAUUCGCCCGGAAUUCUCUCAAACGCAAACGACCCGAAGCAAUCCUCCCUCCGCCGUCAUAUGUCUACCAGCGCACGGGUGACCCGAACUUCAACAUCUUCCACGGCUUUCUGCUGUACCCAGAACUCUGCUUCGCGCUGGCAUCACACCUCCCUGUCAAGGAGCUGAUUAGCUUGUACGCGAUCUGCAGAGACUUCCAUAUCAUUCUCGACACGCGAUUUACCACAGCAAUCCUCUCCCAAGCGACCGCUAAAGCGCCCGAGAGUGCCCGGGCAUUCAUGUUCCGCAGCUACGCACACCUUUGCCGCUCCGACCCGGCCGCACGCAUUCCUCACCCAAAUGCCGUCCUCGCAACGCAAAAAUUGCCCCGACGAAUCCCCUCGUUCCGGUGGCUCAAAAUGAUUCUGCACCGUGAGAAAGUCGUCCACGAGAUCAUGACCGUCUUCGCGGAAGACGGUAUCCCCCUCCCCGCGAGGUGUGCGCUGGCGCUCAAGAGGUUGUGGUUUAUGCUAGACAUACCCGACAACGCCCGACGGAUAGGGUACUGCCACAACAGGGGCAUGGUGACGGAUCUGGACCUGUACUUCUCCGCUUGUUUCCUCACGAAGCUGGACAUGAGACUCAACGAUCCUGUUGGCGGGGAGAAGAGAGACGGGAUGAGGAAACUGCUUCUAGCGCAGCGUAGCUUCACCACUGUCCUGCGGGUGUUGAAGCGCGAGAUGUGGACGACUAGAUUCGACGCGUUGAGGGAGUGGAUCAAGUACAAGUACAUGCCAGCAGCAGACGAGGAAGGGUUGAGCAUCUUCGGCGUCCCGCCGGAUAAAGUGGGCAAGGGGAAGCUGGAGUACUGGGGUCUUCGUACCGCCGAACAACUUGGUCGAGAGCCCGAGGUGCUCUUGAGGCCGGACCAACUGAUAAUCAGGGAAGCGUUCCGGCGCGGGAUGCAAAUCGAGAAGCAUUACAUCAAGUUCAUGCUCUACGGAUACGUGCGCCCGGACACGCUGGAAGACUAUGCACCCCGGACGUACGGGCGGAGGAUCGCCGAGCUCCAGGACGACGAGUACGAUGUUGACGACGUGGUCGGUGGGGUCGCUGCACUCGGGGUAAACGAUGAAGGAUUCGAUCCCCUACUCGACCUCGGACAGCCUAGGGAGGUGAGCAAGUACACCAUUGUCAAGGAAGAGACGUCUAAGCGGGAAAGGAACAUGAGGAAGGCCGAGGAGGAGUUUUUGAAGAGUUGUCUUGAGUGGUGGGAGAGCGAGCGGAAGGAGUGGGAGGAGCUAGAAGCAGAGUAG
This is a messenger RNA of Cladophialophora bantiana CBS 173.52, 2394 nucleotides long. RefSeq lists its product as uncharacterized. The record is from RefSeq and is a predicted model, not a curated record. The transcript has a single exon. NCBI's taxonomy places the organism in Eukaryota, Fungi, Ascomycota, Eurotiomycetes, Chaetothyriales, Herpotrichiellaceae. The coding region runs from base 1 to 2394 and encodes 797 amino acids.